Messenger RNA from Dentiscutata erythropus, 837 nucleotides. NCBI's taxonomy places the organism in Eukaryota, Fungi, Glomeromycota, Glomeromycetes, Diversisporales, Gigasporaceae. The record is from the annotation of a GenBank genome assembly.
AUGCCCUGUCAUGUUGAUACAAUUGUAAAAAUAAAUCAAAUUCGUCAAACCUACAAAGAUGAAACUAAAUUAACAAUAUAUGCUACCGGUACUUAUCCUAUCGAGAGCGAAGAUCACGAACUAGAAAUGGUCUUAUUCAUUCCAAUAAACGAUGAAGAUAGAGAUCCUAACACUCAAUCAAUUUUUGAGAAAAAUGAAUUUUAUUGUGUUGGUGGAAAAAUAGUGUUUGCAAACUUUAACGGCAGUUUAAAACUAAAAAUGACAGUCGCUUGUUCGACCCAUCUCACAAUCAAGAGGGAUCUCAGUUCAAACAGAUGCCCUUUAAAAGCUUCACUUAUAGGAAUUAUGCAAGAUGUGCCAACAGAAAUAGAUGAUGAAAAUGCAAUAAUUAAUGUCCUGGUUGAAGAUUAUGCUGGACAAAAUUAUAGCUUCGCUAUUAAAAUUAUAUUUCCUUACCAUAACACCCGAUUCAAACACUUGAUGAAUUCUACCCGAUCAACUGAGUCGAUGCUUUUUAUCGUAGGUCAAAUGGAAGUCAUUGAAAAAGAUCUAUAUAUAUAUGCAGUUGAUAUUUCCUAUAUUAAUAUCAAUUAUGGAAUAAAAAGAAAGACAUGUGAAACAGGAAAUUCUCAGACAACAACAAAAUUAUACAGGUCUGUUCGAUCAAAACUUCUAACAGCACACCAAAAUGUUAAUGAAAAUACGUCUAGAAUCUCUGAAACUACGAAUGCGAUCUCGAAUAAGGAAAAGAGUGAAUCAGUUAUAGAAAAUUCUAAUUCAACGAGACAUACAAGGGUAGAAGAUGAUUACGAUGAAGAUAAUGACUUGUAUGAAUAA